Zymoseptoria tritici IPO323 is the source of this 1293-nucleotide messenger RNA. RefSeq lists its product as uncharacterized. The transcript has 4 exons. The coding region runs from base 1 to 1293 and encodes 430 amino acids. NCBI's taxonomy places the organism in Eukaryota, Fungi, Ascomycota, Dothideomycetes, Mycosphaerellales, Mycosphaerellaceae. The record is from RefSeq and is a predicted model, not a curated record. Gene Ontology annotation, molecular function: protein binding.
AUGGCUGGAGUCGAGGACGAGUACGGCAAUGUUGCAGUACUCCACAUCAACACGCACGAUCGUCCUGACGUUGAUGUCCUGCCACUUGGUUCGGUCAUUGCCAUCAAGGAACCGCGGCUGGAUGUUCGAAAACCCCCCGAGCCUGGGGAUCAGCUGCCAUGCUUUCUUACCGUCGAGCACAUCUCGGAUCUCAUCAUACUUCACCCUCUCCAUCAGCUCACACCCCUCGCCUUCCGACAGGCUUCUGUGCAGCCAGAGACCGAGCAGACUGCGCUCGAGUGGAAGUCGCUGGGCAACACGGCGCUGAAAGCAAACAGCAUGCAAUUGGCAAGGAACUACUACUCGGCCGGACUCGCAGUUGCUGGCAGUCAUCAAUCAGAACUCAAGCAUGAUCUGCUUCGCAAUCGCGCUCUGGCGAAUCUCAAUCUCGGCCGAUGCGAUGCCGCCCUGGCGGACGCCUUGGCCUCCAUAUCUGAACCGUCCAGCAUUGAAUCUCAGAGGCUCAACUUCAAAGCCUACCACAGGGCCGGUCGCGCCGAGUACCUCCUCGGUAACUUCACCGAGGCAGCAGGCGCAAGGCGGGCAGAGGCCGACGGUCGAUACGACUUCGAAGCCAUCGUCGCUGGUCUAUCUCACACCCAUCCCAAACUUGACGCCGCAAGCUUCUUGAGCAAGGUCGACGUCAUGCCCAGCGAGCUUCAUGGAAGAGGGCUUUUCGCCAAUCGAGAUAUUGUCCCUGGUGAGCUGGUGAUGUGCGAGAAGGCUAUCUCCAUCGUCUAUGGUGACCUCACGCGACCAAAACCAGUGCUCAAAUACUUGGCCCACAAGAAGGAGUGCAAGGUUACAGGCAAUCUGGCGGGAGCGCAUCGUCAACUUGCCAAGAAACUGUCUGACAAUCCAUCACUGAUCACUAAGGUCCUCGAGUUAGCCACCAAGCCGAUCGCGAGGGAUCAAGAAAUUACUCGAUACUACCAGGAUUUCCGCCAGAACCUUCCCGCGGAGGAUCUCCUUCGUGGAAGCUGGGACUUCGUCUGCACAUCCCUGGACAUUUGCCUCGAGUGGUUGAGGUACUUCGGUCUGGUCGUGACCAUCCAAGGUGAGACGGUGAAGGUCGAUCGAACGCUGUCAACCUCACAUUCCAGGAUCUCUGCAGCCUAUCUCCUCACCGCAAAGACGAUGCAGCAGACAGGCCGGGCGCAGCUCGGGCAGCGGUUCGUGGAGCUUGCGAAAGAGGCUUACCUGAUCUACAACGGCACAAUGCAUGGGUACCACCACCUCGCCGCCGUGAUAUAG